Scatophagus argus is the source of this 1961-nucleotide messenger RNA. It is a transcript of the gene cstf1, whose product is annotated as cleavage stimulation factor, 3' pre-RNA, subunit 1. Lineage: Eukaryota; Metazoa; Chordata; Actinopteri; Scatophagidae. Gene Ontology annotation, molecular function: protein binding; RNA binding. Gene Ontology annotation, biological process: mRNA 3'-end processing. Gene Ontology annotation, cellular component: mRNA cleavage stimulating factor complex. The transcript has 6 exons. Bases 208 to 1503 code for a protein of 431 amino acids. The record is from RefSeq and is a predicted model, not a curated record.
AAAUGAUCUAUGAAGGCCAGCAAUACGGUUUUGCCACACGUGUGGUCGACUGACGAAGAAGAAGACGAAGAAGAAAUAGUGCUGUGACGUAGGACGCAAAUACGUGCAGCGUAACGAUCGUUUGCGUUUGGGAGCGCCAUUGGAAGUUUGAAGAGGCCAUUUAAGUUGUCACUAUUGACGGCCUGCUUCUGGUCAAUCUGGCCCAUCAUGUAUCGUCCUAAACCAACUCUGAAGGACCGACAGCACCUCUACAAGCUCAUCAUAAGCCAGCUGCUGUAUGAUGGAUACACCAACAUCGCCAACAGUCUCAUUAAUGAGGUCAAGCCAGAGAGCGUAGUGUCGCCCUCUGAGCAGCUCAUGCAGCUGGCAAAGAUCGGGAUGGAGAAUGAUGACAGUGCAGUUCAGUAUGCCAUUGGGCGCUCGGAUACAGUGGCACCUGGUGUGGGUAUUGAUCUGGAAUUUGAUGCCGAUGUCCAGACCAUGUCUCCAGAGGCAUCAGAGUAUGAGACCUGCUAUGUAACAUCCCAUAAGGGUCCAUGUCGUGUUGCUUCAUAUAGUCGGGAUGGACAACUGAUUGCCACUGGCUCUGCGGAUGCUUCAAUCAAGAUCCUGGAUACUGAACGUAUGCUGGCCAAAAGUGCCAUGCCUAUUGAGGUAAUGAUGAAUGAGACAGCACAGCAAAACAUGGAGAAUCACCCUGUGAUUCGAACGCUGUACGACCAUGUGGAUGAAGUCACCUGUCUCGCCUUUCAUCCGACAGAACAGAUUUUAGCUUCUGGCUCAAGAGAUUACACGCUCAAACUUUUUGACUACUCAAAGCCCUCCGCAAAAAGGGCAUUUAAAUAUAUACAGGAAGCAGAAAUGCUGCGUUCAAUCUCCUUCCACCCUUCAGGUGACUUCCUACUUGUGGGAACACAGCACCCCACCCUCCGUCUCUAUGACGUCAACACCUUCCAGUGCUUUGUGUCCUGCAACCCUCUGGACCAACACACAGACACCAUCAGUGGCGUCAGCUACAACCCCACCGCCAACAGCUACGUCACCUGUAGCAAGGACGGCAGCAUCAAGCUGUGGGAUGGCGUCUCCAACCGCUGUGUGACCACCUUCGAUAAAGCGCAUGACGGGGCCGAAGUCUGCUCUGCCAUCUUCUCCAAGAACUCAAAAUACAUCCUAUCAAGUGGCAAAGACUCUGUGGUCAAACUGUGGGAGAUCUCUACAGGCCGGACGCUUGUCAAGUACACUGGUGCGGGGUUGAGCGGCCGUCAGAUGCAUCGUACGCAGGGCGUGUUCAACCACACAGAGGACUACGUGCUGCUGCCAGAUGAGCGUACCAUCAGCCUGUGCUGCUGGGACUCGCGCACAGCCGAGAGGAAAAACCUGCUGUCUCUGGGACACAACAACAUCGUGCGCUGCAUCGUCCACUCGCCCACCAAUCCCGGCUUCAUGACCUGCAGCGACGACUUCAGGGCCCGCUUCUGGUACCGGCGUACCACCACAGACUGAGGCGCAUCCAUCUCGUAUCACUGAGAGCCAAACGGGAUGCUGGACUCUGUUGUCUCCAUGACCUUGGUGAACUCACCAGCUUUCCUCUCAUGUGCUGUGUCUUUCACUGGUAUUUCGUUUGAAUCGUGCAGUGGAAUUUGUCGGACAGUGUUUGAGGAAGUUGUAAUUUUACCACCUGAUGAGCAAAGAGUGAGGGCACUACUUCUUUAGAUGUCUUCUCUUUUUCAUAACAACAUUCUGUGAACUUGUGGACUUAACUUUUGUCUUAUUGAAUCAAAAGUCUGACCUUUAAAACUUCUUUCAGUACUUGGAAACUUUAGUUUUAGUAUCUCCUCACGUUUUUCAGCUGUAGGCUUUCAGUGACAGAAGAGGUGGCUUCUUUUCCACUUUCCACUUUUGUAUUUUGUCAAAGUUCUUUGCUGUAAUUCAAAUUUUUAUUAAACAAUUAAUAGAAACAA